UGCACGUUUUUCUAGGUCAAACACGGCUUUUUUCUUCUCGCGGGUGGGAGAGGAAUUACACGCCGGUGAGAUAAUGAUUCACGCGGUUUCAUUAUCUCAUUGUCAGAUAUACACUGGAAACGUACUCCGCCUCGAAUCGUUUGAUCAAUUAGAGUCAAAGGGAGCAGAGAUUUUUGUCCCGAUCGCGAUCGGUCGCGAAAAAGUCCGUGCAAAAAGUCGAGAAAGGUGGAUAUGGUGGUUUCGAGAGGUAGUGUGACGUCACGUGCGUUCUUUCCGCGAUCGGUUCACUCGUCGAUCGCCGUUCGACCGGUAUGGUUUCGCCGAUUCCGUCUUCCUUGACUUCUUGAGAGGCCUCGAGAGAAGAAGUUGCGCGCAAUAACGCGAAUUAUCGAUCGCGACUUUUGGAUCGCGCGCGUGUGUCAAUCAGUUAUUUAUAUAUAUGUAUAAUAUAAAGUGCAAACGAUGAAGAAGCUAAACAUGUUCGCUCUUUUCAAGAAAUACACGUCGCGAAGCGAUCGCGAUGCAACGCCUUUGUUGAUGAGUAAUAAUGCGGAAAACGGGGUGAAUUAUGUGUCAGACUACAAUUCUCGAUGCAUUCGUAUCCGGUCUGAGAAGCGGCGUGAAAAGUCUCAAACAGGACUAUUAAGCAGAUUUUACUCCAAGAUCCAGAUCUCACCGUUGAUUACAAAAGCAUCUCACGAGGAUCUUCCGGUAGACAUGUCUCGAGCCCCUCUUAUAGCCUCUGGAGCACCUGAAGACGGUUUACAAAUCGAGGAUUGUUGCAAUACAGUCAUACUUGAGGUUGGAUUACCUGGCGAUACGUGGACGUAUUGUGUCAACCGAGACCAAUUAGCCAGAAAAUCAGAAUGGUUUCGGGCGAUGCUCACAGGUCCGUUAGCACCACCACUGGCAGAUUCACCCCCGUUGUUGCAGUUGCAACACGUUGACAAGCGGGCGUUUAAUCACUUUUACAAAUACCUUCACAACGAGCCCGUCAAUUUGAUAUCAGUGUCGACAGCCAGGGCUACGCUCAACGUGGCUCAUCAGUACCUUUGUCCAGGACUGGCGAAACUCUCUGUGUCAUAUCUCGAGAAUAAUUUAACACCAUCGACGGUACUCGAGAUUUAUCAAGGUCUGAGACUCUAUACAAACGAUCUGAGAGAGGGAGAACAUUCUGAUUUUGAUAGAUCGCCAAAUUCGCCGAUAGCACCGUCCGGAGACGACACCGGUGAGACAGUCGUUGGAUUACCUGUGUCCACCACUGUGUGCACCGAUCUUCUGCUCAAGUGCCUGUCUGUGAUCGACUCGAAUCCGGCGACAGUACUGGGCCAAGAACGUUUCGAGGAACUCAGCGCCCAGGAAGUUGCUGAAAUAGCAUAUCGCGAUACUCUAAAUCUCGGCAGCGAGUGCAUCCUGUUUUCCGCGUUGGACAGAUGGGCAGCAGCUGAAUGUAGAAGACAAGGAAUUGAACCUCUUCCGGUCAACAAGAGAUUUGUACUCUCGGACGACAUUUGCUUCAGCGUGCGAUAUCUCCUUAUGAACGAUCGGGAAUUCGUCAGUGGCCCUAUGGCAAGUGGUAUUUUGACGAACGAAGAGUGCGUACACAUUGUCUCCAAGAUACUUGGACAUCCCGAGAACUCGAAAAAUGAUAACCUUCGGAGUUCCGCUGCUGUUCAUCCGUCCAGAUUGUCUAAUGUGCCCAGGAUUGGCACAUAUAAAUGUGACGAAGACUGCAAUUUGUUGAGGCCGGGUAAAAAAGAACGGCAGGAUAAUCGAAAAAAUAGAAGAAAAGAAUGUGCCAGUCAAGGACAGAGAACAUGCGCUCGAAUUGGAAACUGCCUUAUACAAAUUCUAGCUUGCAUGUUUGAUUAAAAAAUGCUCGUUCUUGAUUAAGAAAAUUUUAAAAUCUCCCACCGAAAAAUAUAUUUUGUUAUUUUUUUAUAUCACUUUAUCAUCUUUUUGGUUACAAUAUCCUCGAGCUCGAGGAACCAAGAUAUAAUAAGAUAACAAAAAUUAAAAGCGUCACAAAAGUUAAAGAUAUGUUUAAUAAUUAUCUGAAAAAUUAUGGUAACAUUUAGUUACUUAUAAGGCAAUCAAAUCUGAUAUUUAUAGAUUAUCAGCAUAAUUGCAUAAUUAAAGUUUAUAUAUGUUACAGACUUUUUGUAAAAGCGAUCUUUUGUACAAAAAAUCUCAACUUAUUUAAAGCUUGAAAUUUUUUUAUAGAUGCACGUUUUAUAAAAAAAACUUAGGCU
Nylanderia fulva is the source of this 2252-nucleotide messenger RNA. It is a transcript of the gene axed, whose product is annotated as BTB/POZ domain-containing protein axundead. Gene Ontology annotation, molecular function: protein binding. The record is from RefSeq and is a predicted model, not a curated record. NCBI's taxonomy places the organism in Eukaryota, Metazoa, Arthropoda, Insecta, Hymenoptera, Formicidae. Gene Ontology annotation, cellular component: cytosol. Gene Ontology annotation, biological process: neurogenesis.